Molecule: messenger RNA, 1705 nt
Organism: Toxorhynchites rutilus septentrionalis
Lineage: Eukaryota; Metazoa; Arthropoda; Insecta; Diptera; Culicidae
Product: carboxypeptidase Q-like
Exons: 3
Coding region: 142-1611 (489 amino acids)
Biological process (GO): proteolysis; peptide catabolic process
Molecular function (GO): metallodipeptidase activity
Source: RefSeq, a predicted model, not a curated record
CUUUGGCAUCUUCCUCCAUUCCAUUGUGCUGCCAAUGAGCGAGAAAUUGCCCGAUAAGCGUUCUGAAGCUGUCCGAUCCAUGCAGCGAUAAUUGAAAAAGGGUUCAACAAUCAGUCAUUCAGUCAUUCACGCGUUGGAAUAAUGAAAACACGUCUCAAUCUAGCGCUGCUGGGUCUACUGGUGCUUCGUGCUUCCGCUGGUGUGUUAGAUAACCGAGUCGACCAAUAUGGCUCGGAUGCUGCGAAAGGGGUAGAUUCGUGCACUGUACCGGAUAGUUUGGUCCAGGAGAUCAAAGGUUAUCAACCGAUUGUGAACAAGAUAGUUAGCAAGAUUGUGGGAGGAGAAUUCGCAGGGAAAACAUGGGACAGCUUGGCCGAAUUGGUGGACACUUUUGGAGCUCGGUUGUCCGGAUCCGAGCAGUUGGAGAAGUCGAUUGAUUACGUACAGGAGCAGAUGAAAUUGGAUGGCUUGGAGAAUGUACACACCGAGGAUGCCCCAGUACCCCACUGGGUGCGUGGAUACGAAAGUGCCCAGCUGGUGGCACCAUUUAAGAAGAAUUUGCCACUGUUGGGUCUCGGAACGACGGUAGGUACGCCUCGGGGUGGUAUUAUUGCUGAUGUUGUUGCGGUUGAAUCUUUCGAAGAGUUUGAGACACUUAAACCGGAGCAGGUCAAAGGGAAGAUUGUGGUGUUUGUGCCGCAAUGGGAAGGAUAUGGGAAGACGGUGGUGUAUAGAAGCAAGGGAGCAUCGGUAGCAUCGAGGAAAGGAGCGGUGGCCACCUUAAUCAGAUCGGUUACGCCGUUUUCGAUUGGAUCGCCCCACACUGGCGGGCAGGAUUAUGACGAGGGAGUGAAUAAGAUUCCAUCGGCGUGCAUUACAGUAGAGGACGCUGAGAUGAUUCUAAGAAAAUAUCGGCGGGGAGAAACUAUAACGAUCCACCUGGAGAUGGACGAUCGAAAUUUUGAACCGUUCGUUUCGCGAAACACUAUCGGGGAACUUGUGGGAACAACUUAUACCAACAGCUCGGUAGUGGUGGUUUCAGGACACUUGGAUAGCUGGGAUGUGGGAGUCGGGGCUAUGGAUGACGGUGGUGGUGCCUUGAUCUCUUGGAAGGCAUUAACCUACUUGAAGGCAAUGGGACUCAGACCGAGACGCACGAUUAGGGCAAUAUUAUGGACCGGAGAAGAGCUUGGUUUGUGGGGCGGUAAAGCAUACAAAGAUGCGCACAAGGAGAAUGAAAAGAAAGAAUUUAAUUUCUUUUUCGAAUCUGAUAUCGGAACCUUUGAACCUAGGGGCUUGGAUUUUACCGGCAACAAAGAUGCGGAAUGUGUCUUCAGAGAGGUGGUGAAGCUGAUGACACCGUUGAACGCAACGCAGUUCGAAACACCUUCAGACGGUGGACCGGACAUCUCGCACUGGACAAGUCGUGGUUUUCCCGGAGCUUCACUGAUGAACAAGAAUGAAAAAUAUUUCUGGUUUCACCAUUCGGCAGGUGAUAGCAUGGCUGUGGAGGAUCCAAAAAAUCUAGACAAAUGUACUGCUCUGUGGGCCGCUGCGGCUUAUGUCAUAGCUGAUCUAAGCAUUUCCAUCCCAAAAUAUGUUAGUGAUUAGGUAUGGUUUGUAUUAUUGCCAUAAAAAGAACUCCCCAUGAAUGUAUAUGAUAUUUUUAGUUGAAAUAUAAUAAUAUGCGAGAUUUUGCCAUUAA